Messenger RNA from Limulus polyphemus (Atlantic horseshoe crab), 2292 nucleotides. RefSeq names its product ceramide synthase 1-like. The transcript is spliced from 6 exons. NCBI's taxonomy places the organism in Eukaryota, Metazoa, Arthropoda, Merostomata, Xiphosura, Limulidae. Gene Ontology annotation, biological process: ceramide biosynthetic process. Gene Ontology annotation, cellular component: membrane. Bases 1 to 750 code for a protein of 249 amino acids. Gene Ontology annotation, molecular function: sphingosine N-acyltransferase activity. The record is from RefSeq and is a predicted model, not a curated record.
AUGGCGACGAAGGUAACAGAUUGGAAUAUUAACAGUCCAAUACCUACAGACAUUUAUAUCCUCUACAUUAUACAGUGUAGCUUUUACCUACAUUCUUUGUAUGCCACACUAUUCCUGGACACUUGGCGGAAAGAUUCGAUUGUUCUCCUUAUUCAUCAUUUAAUCACUCUUGUUCUUGUGUCUGGUUCUCUUGCCUGCAGGUAUCAAAACAUUGGUAUCCUUGUGCUUCUUCUUCAUGACAUUUGUGAUGUCCAGUUGGAGUUUACUAAACUGAAUGUAUAUUUUAAAUAUCAAGGUGGUCAGCUGAAGAAACGUCAUGAAUAUGUUGCAAAUAUAUCAUUUUUUGUUUUUGCUGUGACAUGGUUUGUUUCUCGACUAUAUUGGUUCCCACUUAAAGCUCUUUAUGCAUCCUCUCAAAACCUAGUAGAAAGAAAAAUAUCAAUUCCAUUUUCAACUUUUCUUAAUUUUCUAAUGUGGGUUCUCUUGGCUAUGAAUAUCUAUUGGUUCAUGCUUGUGCUUGGUUUCCUGUUAAGAGUGGCUACAGGACAGAUGCAAGAGGUUGAUGACACAAGGGAAUAUGACGUCCUUGAAAAGAUUGAGAAAAAAGUUGCUCAGCAUUCCAAGUUACAAAAUGGGAAUACCUACCAUAAUGGUCAGUUGGACACCAGUUUCAAUUCUUCUGUACGUUCACGAAAAUCCAAGCAAGCAAAAGCAGUUGCUAAUGGAAAACUGGCAGAAGCAGAGGAUUAAGUACUCCUGGCUUGUUAUUAUUAUUAUUACUACUUUUGACUUUUCUCAAGUUACAAUGAAUUGAUGAUGAGUGAGAUCAAGUCAGCUUUUCUCAUCUUGUUUUGUAAAAACUAAGCAAUGUAUUUUUUUUUUAGAUUUUUUUAAAUAUUUGCACAAAAAUCAGAUUACAUGAACAUGGAACCCAGUAAUGGUGAUAAAUGCUGUUUUAAAAUUACCAUCAUUUAUCUAAAUACUUCUAAAAUUAAUUUUAUUGUCUUUAGUUUAUAAAAACAAUUGUAUGCAUAUAAUUUGUUCUGUGUCAUUUCUUAUGUGGGGUACUAAUACAACAAUAUUGGAUGAUUUUUUUUUGUUUUUUACUUCUUGUCUCUUUGUUUUUGUAAUUAAUUUCAACAACAGGUUGGAAACAGGCAAAUUCCAGCAGUUUCGCUGUGUGAAAUGAGUGAAAACCAGCCAACCUAUACACAUUAAUGUAGCUGUGUGAAUUAUCAUUUUAGCACAGUUUAUUUGAUGUGUUCAGUUAAAAAAAAUACUCUGACUUCAGGUACCAGUAAAGAUAUUAUGUAAAGCUUAACCAUAUCAUAUAUCCAAAACAUUUGCAUGGUGUUAUUUUUCCAUUUGUAUGCAUAAACAUGUGAACUUUGGAGUGAGAAGUGUGUGUGUUUAUGAUAUUGUCAUGCAUUUACAACAAAUUUGAAGGGGAUCUUAUGUCUGCUCUGAAGGCAGUGACAUUGUUGUGUAUAUCUUUUUAAGCAUUGAUGGUGCUGUUUUAUUUUUUGUAGUUUCUGUAAUUUACCCAAAUACCCUGCUACUAAAAAGCAAGAUCAUAUAAGAUAAAGGAAUUUAUAUUGUUACUCAAAAGUUGAUAGUUUUUAUUUAAAUGCAUAUAUAAUCAAUAUGCUGAGAUGUGUAUAUAUAUGUGUGUGCAUGUGUGUUUGUUAACAUGCUUGUAUUUUAAAUUGAGGAAAAUAUGUGAAAAAAUGAUAACUUGGUUUAUGCUUAUAAUUGAAUUAAAAAUAUUGUCCAUAUUAAAAUGGUUUAAUAGGUAUUGGAAUCUUUCUGGGUUUGAAUGAAAUAUUUUUUUGCUUUGUAUUUGUAUUGAUUCUGUUUAAAUAAUGAAAGUUCCUGUAUUUGAUAACAUUGAACACUGCAAUCAAUUCAGUAAUUGGAUAAUAUGCUUAAUAGAUUUGCUUCAACAGUUUCACAUUAAUCUGAAGUUUCUCUUUUCUUAUUUUUUGUAUUUUUAUUUGUACAUGUAUUUAGGAUUACCAAAUAGUUUUAAAAUUUUACUACUAAUUUUGGCAAGUUAAAUUUGGUCACUUUUUUUUUAUUAAAAGAAUAAAAAUAUGUAAAACUGAAUUGUUCUUGAGAGAGGUAGGGAAAUAUUGGAUAUUUCAUAAAUAGAAAUGUAUGCAACUUAAGGAAUGACUACAUGUAAAAAGUAGAAAACUUUAUUUUUUCUAAUUCCAUUCACAACCUAAAAAAGUCAAUUUUUGAUUAAAUAAAAAUUUAACAUUUCAGAUAGCAGUGUCUUCAUAAAAAUGU